This is a messenger RNA of Aspergillus steynii IBT 23096, 1155 nucleotides long. RefSeq names its product C2H2-type zinc finger protein. Gene Ontology annotation, biological process: regulation of transcription by RNA polymerase II. The record is from RefSeq and is a predicted model, not a curated record. Gene Ontology annotation, molecular function: RNA polymerase II cis-regulatory region sequence-specific DNA binding; DNA-binding transcription factor activity, RNA polymerase II-specific. The coding region runs from base 1 to 1155 and encodes 384 amino acids. Gene Ontology annotation, cellular component: nucleus. The transcript has 2 exons. NCBI's taxonomy places the organism in Eukaryota, Fungi, Ascomycota, Eurotiomycetes, Eurotiales, Aspergillaceae.
AUGGCCGAAUCUCCGGGCUCUCCUCUCUCCUCCAUCGCUUCCGACGACAUGUCGGACCGCGAGACUGAAAAGCUGCCCUUCUCACCCUCGGCCUCCAACCUACCUCCCUCCAAACGUCGCCGGACCGGCGUCGCGUCCUGGGAUCGCAACACCCCCGUCUCCACCACCUUCCAGGAUGAGAUUCCCCCGCCUUCUCCCUCGUCUACCAUCUCGUCCGACUCCUCUGGCGACAUCCCCAACUCUCCCGGCACCUGGGCCCUGAUCGGCGGCAGCCAGGAUGACGACUAUACCGGCCAAGGCAACGACCAGGUCACCGUGUGUCGCUGGGAUGGAUGCGAUGUUGGCGAUCUGGGAAACAUGGAUGAUCUGGUCCAACACAUUCACAACGACCACGUCGGCAGCCGGCAGAAGAAGUACUCCUGCGAAUGGUCCGAUUGCACUCGAAAGGGACAAACGCACGCCAGCGGCUACGCACUGCGCGCCCACAUGAGAAGCCACACCAGAGAGAAACCUUUCUAUUGCGCGCUACCAGAAUGUGACCGCAGCUUCACCCGAUCAGACGCCCUCGCAAAACACAUGAGAACCGUUCAUGAGACCGAGGCCCUUCGCCCCUCUGACCCGGUACCCAAGCAUCAUAACGUCUCCGCAUCCACGGCCGGCACCCCUGCCGGAACGCCAGCUAGCAAGCUCCAACGCAUCAAGCUGAAGCUUACGCAACCCAAGGAGGACCCAGAUCGGUACAGUGAAAGCGCCAACGACGAAACCGCAAACACAGACCUCGACGAGCUCGAGGACCCCGAGUUAACCUUAGACCUGGGAUUCGAUGAGCACGAGCUCACGCUUCCUCCCUCACAACUGUACCGAGUCCUGCGGCGACAGAUCCACUGGGCCGAGAAAGAAGGAGGAAAGCUACGCGCCGAGUGGGAGAAGAUCCAACCCAAGCGAAAGCAUACUUGGUUGGAGAAAGACGCCAUCUUUGACGAUGUCAUCGACGCUCAGCUCCGACUCUUUACUGCUUUGGUGGGCAGUGAUAACGGGCCUGCGCCUGUCGCAACCUCCGCCGUCACGAAUGGUGCGGAAAAUGCCCAAAAGCCAUCCGAUCCUGUUGAAAAAGAGGCACUCUCCAAUGCAGACGCGGGGCCUGUUCCUUCAUGA